AUGAGUCGGCGCGAUGCCGCAUUGUUCCUCUACAGCUCAUUGACCGGAGAAGCUGAAGAGGAACUGGAGCAUUGUGAUUUGGAGCGUUUGGAUCAAUCGGACGGCGUCGAAUACAUUGAGCAGACAUUGCAAGCAGGUUUGGCUACAAAGUUGGUAUACCAAAAACGCAAGCUCAUGGCUGAUUACGAAAGCAUUGUUCGACAGCCUUCGGAGUCACUACGAGCAUUUGCAAACAGGUAUCGUCGAGCUGAACAAGCAUUGCAAUCUGUCUCAGUCGAUGUUCGAGGCAUGUAUGACGAAGAGAGCCGGGGCAAUAGGUUGUUGGAACGCAGUCGGCUGCCCCCGGAAAACCAAAGGUUGGUUUUGAUUGGUGCAGGUUACAACUUGUCAUACAGUGCCAUGUGUGAGUCGUUGUGCAUGUCCUUCCCCGAGCACAAGCCACCUCCACAGUUGUUUGGUAAAGAUGGACAGCCCAUCAAGUCACGACAAUUUGGAAAUCCAGGUUCAUCAGCUUCCUCGUCGUCCGCAUCUACCACGACCUCUUCGAGUUUCACGAAGGGCAAGGGAAAGGGCAAAGGUAAGGCUAAGCAUGCCUUUGUCACUGCACAUGACGAUGCAGCAGCCCUUGAUGCCAUCGCUGAAGACGGCGAUGAUGAAGAAGAGUUGAUUCCUGAUCAAGAUGGUCAAGAGUUGGCUGAUGAAGAGUUGUUUGAGGAUCCUGAGGACCCAGAAGAACCUCAGGAGUUGGAAGAUGCAGAUCCCGAGUCAUUGGCACAGGUCCUCACAGUGACCGCUCGAAAGUUGCAGUCGAUGACAUUGGGCAGGAAGUUCAGUGGCACCAAAUCCAUCGAAGAGCGCAAGAAGACUUCGACAUGUUCCGCCUGUGGCCUUCAAGGGCAUUGGGCAGGUGAUGCUGAAUGUGCAGCAAGUCGAAAAGGCAAAGGUGAUUCCAAAGCAAUUGGUAAGAAAGGAAAGCCUUCACCAAUGCCUUCAUCCUCGCAGUCGAAAAAGGUGCUCUUCUCCACGGUCUACCGGGACGAUGGUUCAACCACACACCAUUCAGUACCACCACAGGUUGAGCAACCACCGUUCUUCACCUUUGUCACCUUUUGCAGUGCAUUUGAGGUUUUGUUGAACAAUGAUGCAUUGGCAGGGUUGGCUGGGUUGAUGAUCAUUGAUACCGCACGCCAGCGUAUGUGUUGUGGUCAGUCGUGGUUGCACUCCCAUCAACAACUCCUUGCGCAACACCGCCUUUAUUGCAAGAUGAUCACUGCGCCCGAGGCUUUCCAAUUUGGAGCUGGAGAUCCGAUCACUGCCAAGGACCGAGUUUACACUCCUGUUUGUUUGGACGGUCAUCGCAUGUUGGUUGGAGCAAGCUCUGUUGCAGCAAACAUUCCAUUGUUGGCUUCAAACACGUUUUUGGAAAGCAUGCAUGCAGUCAUUGAUUGUGCCUCACCCACAAUUCAGUUCAAAGCAAUAGAUGUGAGCAUGCAGUUGAAGAAGGUUAAUGGACAUUUGGCAGUUUGCAUUGCUGAUUUCAGUUCACGUGUGCAUGAGUUGGAUGUUUGGAAACAGUUGUCGCAUGAGAAGUUUUGGCACGACCCUCAUCCUGAAGUGAUCUCAUUGCACCCUCGACUUCAGCAGCACUCAAGGCCCGAAGACUCAGCACCUCGAUCUUCGUGCACUGAUGCCUUCCGCUCCUCCACGAUGGAUUCAGGCAUGGAGGAGGAUUGUCCAAUUCCUCAUGAGCAUCGAGUUCACCACCUUCAAGUGGAUGUCAAAGAUGGUGAAGCUGGGCAUGGAACGUCGCUGUUGGCUCACCCUUCGCGAGACCAAUCAGCAGAGGGAGCUCGAUACGCUCAUGGCCAAGAUGAAGAGAGAGCCCCUCAAGAUGCCCACGGAUUGCAGCCAUCCAGAAUGGAAAAGGCACGGCAACAAGCACGGGUCGUUUGCGACGUGCACACUGUGCCAUUGCCGGGUGAAGUGGAUUCCGGAAAAGCAGGCAUGGGAGGCAUCGGCUGGUUGGUCUGUGUCUCAAAGAUCUUCUUUGCCGCAGCCUUGCUCUUUAAAUAUCUUGGAGAAGGCCUCUUCCUCCCAGCCAGCGGCAGUCGGAGCUUCGAGCAAGUGCAAGACCAGGCCCAAGCAGGAACCACCUUCACCUAUGCCUCUUCCACCACCUCCGAUCUCAACCUCUUCUCGGACGGGUUCGAAUCGGCGUUCUCCGAACUCGGUAGCCUACGCCCAACAGGUGGCGGUUUACUCCGACCCGGGCGACGACAUCUCGGACCUGGGCAUGACUAUGAGCGUUCAGAGUGUCCGCAGUCAGGAGGAGGAAGAAGAGUACGACUGGACCCGGACGGAGCAUCAAAGCCGCAUGGACGAGAUGGUCAGCGGUGGAACACCAGGAUCCCUGUUUUGACGCACUCCAAUGACACAGGACAUCGCAAGCAGCUGCUCGGAAAGAUCCGCAAAGCACGACAUGCAGCUGAGAUUGAGAAUGAUUUGUAUGAAGCUCUUGCCACCACACAUCGAACCAAGAGAACAAGAGUUGACAUUCUGGAAACAUUUGCCGGGCGUGGCAUCAUUUCCAAAAGAGCUUCAGCGCAUGGCCUCACAGCAUGCCAGCCGAUGGACUACAACACCGGCUAUGACCUCGCUCAAUCAGAGCGCCAGGCCUACGUCAGGCGCUGCAUCAAACACUAUGAGCCUCUCGUUUUGAUAGAGGAGUUGCACUGCGCACCAUGGAUCUUGAUGCAAGACAAUAUCAACUACAGACAAAAUCCGGCCGGUCCUACAAGAAGCCAUGGAAUGGUGCAAGAUGCAGCAUCAGGCAGGACGAUACUACCUGCUUGA
This is a messenger RNA of Durusdinium trenchii, 2853 nucleotides long. The record is from the annotation of a GenBank genome assembly. Lineage: Eukaryota; Dinophyceae; Suessiales; Symbiodiniaceae.